Messenger RNA from Rasamsonia emersonii CBS 393.64, 453 nucleotides. RefSeq lists its product as uncharacterized. The record is from RefSeq and is a predicted model, not a curated record. The transcript is spliced from 2 exons. Bases 1 to 453 code for a protein of 150 amino acids. NCBI's taxonomy places the organism in Eukaryota, Fungi, Ascomycota, Eurotiomycetes, Eurotiales, Trichocomaceae.
AUGACGAUUCCCGUCCAGACAAUCACCUACUUCCGCACCGCCUUCUCUCCCUUCUCUCGGCUCUCCCGGCCCUGUCGCCUCGCCCUCAAUCUCCUGCAGAACCCAACAACUGCGCCCGCCAACAGCGCGGCACACAUCGACAUCCAAGUCACACAUCUUCCGCGAAAUUCGACGCAGCUUCCGGAGAUAACAGUCGGUUUCAAGGGCGGGAAGGAGAUCAAGCUCGAGGUCGGGAAGCGGCAGAUGAAGAUCGGGGAUGUGGUUGAUGAGAUCUCGCGAGUGGGGAGACUCAUAGAGAGAGAGGAGAGUCUGAAGGUGAGGGAGCUGGACAAUGCUGCGUGUCGACCCCUUUCCAAUACCAAUGGCCAAGAGAAGCAAAUUCCAAAGCCGAGAUGCAAGAUCGAGUCAUCUCGCAUUGACUUUACAUCCCUCGCAAGACUUGGUUUUGCAUAG